AUGGCGGACGUUUCUUCUACAGAAUCAUGCUCUUCGUUGAAUACGGUUCCGGAGGUUGGAUCGUCCUCGACGACCACGGCCACGACGGUGGAUGAUGAGAGCAGUGACAGCGUGGAGCAGAAUCGCCCGAAGCGUAACGAGCGGGUUGAAAAGCUCGGCUUCAAACCGCAGAAGGAACUGUUCUGCAACAAAUUUUUCCCGUACGCCGAUCGGAUGGAUGACGAGUCGCAGGCCAUGCUGGAAGCGGUGAAGAACAAUCUGGGCAAAGCAGUGGCGUUGCGCGAAGUUGGGCCCGGUGCGAUGACCUGCAUCCGUCAGCUGGUGACGUACAUUAAACUAUACGGCAUGAAGUUUUCCAAGGAGGACCACAUCAAGUUCGUAAAGUUGAUGCUCGAGAUGCUGGUCAUUCCCAAGCUCAACCCCGGCAAGUUGGGCAGAAUCAGCGACGCGAUCUUUGUCCUGCUCAGAAAACGCGAAUGGAUCAGCACGGACGAGCUCCAGAUCGAGUGGCGCCCACUGUACGAGCUGUUUACGUUGCUGGUAACUCGGCGUAACAAAAAAGGUGAACUCUUCAACAACCUCAUGAAGAGCGGUAAGCGAAAAGAGCGCACGGUAUCACCGUUGGCGCAGCUGCUUGCCGCCGCGGCCGAGAUGGGCUAUGAUGUGUCUGCAUUUGUACAGUUUGCCGGUGCCCACGGAACGCACACGGAGACGGAUGAGAAUGCGUCCAUGGAAGCGACCAUCCAGUGCGUGAUAGAGGUUUGCACUCCAUACUUUCCACCGUCGUCGACGCAAGAGCUGCUGGAUGAGUUGCUGCCCCAGACGCAGCCACUGGACAAUGGAAGCGGCUGCGAGGAGGUGGCGAUAUUGAACAUUUUCCUCAACUACGAACGUGGCUACGAGCUCUGGUUCGACCGGAUGAUGACGCUGUGGGAUGCGUACCACAAUCCACCGUGGGCGUCCGAUCUGAUGAGCAUGUUCUCGAUGGUUGGCUACCGGAACCUGGGCCACAUUGACUGGGAACCGUACAUUCCGAGCAUGUUUGCGCGCAUCAUGCGCUCGAUCGACUUCCCGGUCAACUACAAGCAAACCAAAACGGCCCGCAACAACAUGCUGCUACCGGAGUCGAUCGCCACCUGGAUCGUGUCCGCGCUGGGACCGCAGAGCAGCGCCCAGCGCUACCUGAACACGUUCAUGUCGUCGAUCGAAUCGUAUCUGCAUCCGGCCAACAUUGGCAAGUGGGUGACUAUGCUCGGCGAAAUUCUGUUUCUUUUGCCGCGCAUCUUCAUCGAUCGGCUCGUCAUCGAGCGGUACCGCAAGGGGCACCACCUCCGGCCGGUGCCGAACGAACGGAAGCUUACGGAGGAGUGCAUAACGGCGUUCGUGGAGUGCAUGAAACCGGUCGCGUUCCAGGCCAUGUACUCGCGCCUUAGCCCGCAGGAGGUGGGCAAAAUUUUCCAACAUCUGGCCGACCUGCGCCCGGCACUCAUCAUACCGACGAUCAUCGAACGGGUGUACACCAGUCUGGAUUCGGUGACGGAGCCGCACAAGUUCACCGCGGCCAUGCACGGGCUGAUUGGGGUGUCGCGGGCGCUCGUGUCGGGUCACAAGGGCUACACCGAGGGCCGGACGCACGUGAUACCGAUCUUCUUCGCCACGCUGCCCGGUAUCGAUCGGAACGACUUCAAGAAGACGAUUAUCACAUUCCACUUCCUAACGUCGAUCGCGUUCCUCAUCCCGAUCGUCGACUGCUCGACCGCGGGCCAAUUUCACACCAACAUGACCGACGACGAGCGCCUGCUGUGCGAGCAAACGGCCGAUUUCGAAAGUUUCGUGCUGCAGUACCUGGACCGCAUUUUCCUGCUCGUCGAGAGCAGCUCGGUCAACAACGUGCGCAUGGAGCAGUCGGACGCCGAUCCGAUGCACUCGAAGAUUGAAACCAUUUCGGAGACGCUGGUCCAGGCCUGCACGCACGGUAUCCUGGGGCAGUGCUCGGAACCGAUUGUGGCGGCGGCGUCCCGCAAGGUGCUCGAGUUUCUGCAAACGCAUCUGCUCGAACCUAAGGUGGCCGGCCAGCUGGCGGGCUGUUUGGUGCGCGUUUUGGCUCGCAUCAACGGGCAGCAGAUGUUCCGGGUACUGCUGCCCCACAUCUUGCGCUCGAUCGAGGCGUACAUGGACGAUCAGGAGAAUGCGCACGAGCUCGAGAAGCACAACGACGAGUUGCUGUACCACCUGGUGCUGCUGGUGAAUCUGGUCCGCGGUGAUCCGCGGGUCGUGGCCCAACACCUGGACGAGCUGCUACCGACGCUCGACAAGCUGGUGGUGUUUAAGUGUAAACGGGUCGCCCGCUACGUGACGCACAUCGUCGGCAACUUGAUGCACAAUCUGUCCACCCUGCAGUCGCUCGAUCUCCACAACAGCCCGGACUGCUUCCGGAAGCCGGUCUCCGAGGUGCUGCCGGUGAAACGGUGGGGCGAAAAGAUGGGGCUCGACACGAAGAUCGAGUGGAUCAUGCCGGACCAGGAACUGCGGAACGCGUGUGAGCGCGUGAUCCAUCGCUAUUUGCCGGCACUGUUGGACAAGUUCGAUCAGCACAGUGCCGACCGGGAGAAGCUUUCGCGCGAGGAGCUCAACCGCAGCGUCAUGCUCGUGCAGGCCAUGAUCCGGUGCUUCAACUUUCUGCCCAACUGGGACGAUGAGGAACCGAUCGCACAGUACGAAUCGUGCCUCAGCCCGGCCGACCUGCAGCUGAAGGUGAUGCUCGGCUUCGAGGAUCUCGCGAUUCGCAUGCCGGACGGGGGCAACGUGCGGAAAGCGAUCAUCCGUUCGAUCGGCCGCCUGCAGGACGCACUGCUUCGCACGUCGGAAGACGACACGCAAACGCUAAAGUCGAUCAUCAACCUGUACGAUCGCGUGUUUGUUCGCCGGCACUCGAACAGUACGUUCGAUGUGCAGCUGCGCAGCUUUAACAUUACCAAGCGCUUCCAAUCGUACCGCUUGACGCGCUACAAGCGUGACGUGCGGACGGUGCUCGUUUCGCGCGUCAUCAUCCAGCAGGACUGCCGGGACGAGGUGAACCUUCCGCUGUUCACUGCAACCCAUCUGGAGGUGCUGCAGAAGCUGGUCGAUCUGUCGAUCUCGUACUACUCGUGCGUGCGAAUUCCGGCCCAAAACAAGCUCCAGACAUUGCUGGCCAUCUUUCCGCACGCGUACUCCCUGCUGACGGACCGGAUCGUCGAGUGUCUGCAGUUUGACGCGAACGAGUACCACGAGCGGUUCAAGGGGGUACUCUGUCUGCUGUACAUCAAGCGGCGGACGCGUUUGAUCAGCAUGCACGACUGGGACUACUUGGGGCGCGUCUGGAUGGCCCUGUUGCGCUCGAAACUGUCGGAGAAACCAUCCAUCGUGCGGUUGCUUGACUCGCUGACGGACGUCAUUAUGAGCGAGGCGCCCACCUACAUGAUCGACGUGGACGUUGGCGAGGGUGUGGUCGAGCGGGCACUCGCUCUGCGAACGCGGGUCGAUGAGCUCGAUUUGGCGGCCGGAUUGGCGAACCGUGAGCGAGAGAACAAGCGCAACCGGGAGCUGUACGAUCGCUUGGUAGGGGACAUUUUGAGCACGGUCGAAAACGGCAAGCUACACCGGUUGUACCACUACCUGGCCACGGUGAUGCUGCUAAACCUGAGCCACCCGUACGUGGCACACCGGGCUGAGGUGGUGCGCCAUGCGGCGCACUGUCUGAUACACGAUUCCAUCGGCGAACGGAAGCUGGCGAUACGGUUGAUGUUGAAGAUCUUUCGUCAGCAGAAGCGUCCGCGCAAAAAGAUCCAGAUGAACCCGCUGGCGGUGGCGGCCCGUGUUCGCGGGGCUUCGGAGGAGGAACAGAAAGCGGUGCCCGCGAAUCCGGGCUCCAGCGUUGCGCCCGGGUACCGCGAGGACAACAUGUGGCUGCAGUACGAUCGCGCCAAGGUGCCGACGAGCCAGGCCGAGUGGGACGAACCGCGCUUCAUCUACACGCAGGAGGGUUGCUUCGGGUGGACGCAGAGCUUUGCCGUGUACGCACCGAGCGCCGAGCAGCCGAAGCUCGAUCGCACCGUAGAGGAAAUGUCCGCCCAAGAGCGAGUGAUUUACGAGUUCUUCGCCGAGCAAGAAAACGUCGAAAAACUGAUCAAGUUCUGGUCGCUGGAGGAGAAGAAGGGCCGCGACAAGUUUAGCAGCUCGCGCAUGCUGCUGGUGAAGAUGGUGAUGAAGGUGUUUGGUGAUCAGCUGCUCGAUCGGUUCAUGUGCCACCUGCAGCGACUGAUCGAGGACAAGGCCUCGGAAAGCAGCCACCGGUGCGCGGCCGAGGUGAUGACCGGGAUCAUGCGGGGGGCGAAGCACUGGCCGUACGAGAAGACGCGUGCCAUGUACGAGCGGAUGGUGCCGUUGGUACGGCUUGCCAUGGACAACGUGACGGUCGAUACGGACGGGUACUGGGGUACGUGCUUCGCGACGUCCGCCCAGUCGAUGGACCCGUCGAAGCAGUACUGGUUGCACGAGGUGCUACUGGAGGACCCGUUGAAGGAUGCGAGCAGCUUCAGUGACUGUAACCGCCUGUACUGCCUGCAAGGUGCCCUCAAUCAGCACGUGUGGCGCAUGGCGAGCGUUGCGCACCGGCUGCUCGAGUAUCUGAAGCCGCACCUGAACCACCCGUUCCAGAGCAAGCGCGAACGGUUGGGCAAUACGCUGAUCAACAUUUUCGAGAGCGAUUUGCGCUUCGAGGGCUACGAGCGCAGUCCGAUUUCGCCGCAGCGGGCCGAGAUGAUUGCGUACGUGAUGCCGAAAGUGGCCAUCCUGCUGGAGCAGGAUUACGAAGUGCCCAAAGCGGUCAGCGAUUCGGCGAUGGACACCGACGGCGAUGGUGGUUCGCCGACCGGCAAUGACAGCGAGUACGCGAAGGCGGUACGGUUGUUUAAAACAGUGGCCCACUGGAUAACGCACACCAUUCACCGGUGCUCGAAUGGCAACGAGAAGGAGUUCUUCGAGUUGUUACCGAUCGCGUGCCGCCUGGAACGGUCCGAGCAGGAUCAGGAGCUCAGCCAAAUCUGCACCCUGCUGCUGGCGCUCGUUUCGCAAGCGCUCACACUGCCGAGCUGUAUGGAUGUGGCGUUGGGCAAGAUUGACGAAAUAUCGAAGAUGACGUUCUGGUCGGCCCGCUGUGCCGUGAUCGACGUGCUGCAGGUGCAGGUGUUCUACAACAUGACCAUCAUCCUGAGCCGCCCGGAAUGGAAGGCCAAGGUGCAGGAGAUCGUACUGCGGCUCCUGGAGGACAGUGUGGUGGAGGUGCGCGAAAAGGCCGCCGGAGUGCUGUGCGGUUUGGUGCACUGCUCGUUCCUGACCGCGACCGAGGAGCUGCUCGAGUUGUUCAAGCGCAAGUGCCGCACAAAGAUGAUUCGCACCAAGCGUGUUCGGGUGGAACAGAGCUGCUCCAGCGAGGUGGCCAAAAACGAGAGUGUGGAAGCGAAUGCCGUCAUUGCCCGCCAUACCGGUGUCCUCGGACUGUGUGCCUUCAUCUCCGCAUAUCCGUACGAAGUGCCUGAGUUCGUGCCGAACGUGUUCGAGCACCUGGGAGCACAUCUGAACGAUCCGCAACCAAUACCGGCCACGAUUCGGAAGACGAUGGGUGACUUCAAACGCACCCACCACGACAACUGGGAGAUCCAUCAGCUCAAGUUCACCGAGGAUCAGCUGGCGGUGCUGAGCGAUCUGACGAUUCCUCCCUCGUAUUACGCUUAAAUCAAUCCGUUGCGGUGGCGGACUGGCAGCUUGUUUGGGUUCCGUGUUGGCUACGUCGUCGGGUUGGGCUGUUUUCUGGGAGUUGCGUUCAUAAUCCGUGUUACUUUUUGAUGGUUGUACUUUGUUUUCAUUUUGCGAAGGAUUCUUUUUAUAGCGGAAAACGGUUUAUCGGCUACUAUUAUCACUCGUUUGCAGUGGACGCUAACUUUACACACCAUACUAGAUAUAUACAUUACUCUAUGAUACUAUAUUAAUAGUUUUCGGGUUGCACCCGCGUUGGGGCGCGACAGCCGGAGCUUCUUUUUUUUAACCAGUCCGUUUCUUCGCGAGACAGACGUUGCGCCUUCAACAAAAACCGGGAGCCUGGGUUCAGAAAGACGGCGCAUUCGUUAGCUUUCCCUUGUUACUAUACUUCUUUGUGCCCGCAAAAGGUAAAAGACACCAUUCGCGCGCUGCGGCUGCGGUUACUACAUUUUACAACGACUUAUAAACGACGGUGGAGGAGUUCCGGAAAAGUUAGUGCAUUGUAUUAAUAAAAAAAACGCA
Molecule: messenger RNA, 6321 nt
Organism: Anopheles cruzii
Lineage: Eukaryota; Metazoa; Arthropoda; Insecta; Diptera; Culicidae
Product: proteasome activator complex subunit 4B-like
Exons: 9
Coding region: 1-5775 (1924 amino acids)
Biological process (GO): proteasomal ubiquitin-independent protein catabolic process
Cellular component (GO): cytosol; nucleus
Molecular function (GO): proteasome binding; peptidase activator activity
Source: RefSeq, a predicted model, not a curated record